AUGUGCGACAUUCCUCCUCGACCCUCCCGCCGGCCGGCGCGAUUUGCUCGUCGGUACGGGUCGACAUUCAACGCCUUCGAUCAUCUCGCCAAUGUGAGUCUAUGCUCACAACAAUUGGGCCAAGUCGAAAUCGACUGUCGCUUUCGGCAUUCAAAAACACAGUGGGGUGUUUUAGGACCCGCCGAGAACCAGGCUGGCAUUCUAUACAUGGACUUGACGUUCGCUCAAACCAAGCAUUGCCGAUUGUCAAGUGCAACCGUGUUGGUGAGCUUGGAGGAUCCCGAAAAUGUUCCCAAAGAGGGCAAAUCCUCCGCCGCACCUGCGCGGUCCACACCAAGAGGAGAUAGAUUGGCAGCCGAAGGCGGGCAAAAAUCAGGGUAUAGAACGGUCGAUCCUAUCGAUCCCACCAGGGAAGCAAGGGAAGAGUGGGAUGAACUGCGCUUUCUACAGUUUACCCAGGAAUUUGGACCACGAGAGCUGGCAGGAGAGGCUACACGAGCGACUACCAAGAAGACCAGACAUUUGACCCCGCAGGUCAAUGUUCUGGGGAAUGGGGGUGGAGGCUUGGGCCUGGACCACGAACAAAGUAUUGAGCAAAGCAGUCGAUGGACGUUUACGGGAAACCUUCUUCGAGGCUCAAUACUCGGAGACAAUGCUGCGGAUAUUGUGUAUCGCAAGCUCAGAUGGGACCUCUCUGAGGAUGAUUUCCAACCUCAGACUAGUCACAGCAACACGAUUCAGACAGCUUUCACCCUCGAACACGACGAGAAACUAUUUGUGAUUCGAAUCGAGAUUCAAGGAAAACUUGAAAGAAGGCAUGAGCGAAUGAAGAAUCGUGUUAGGGAACUGUUAAAGUUCCCCAAGGAUCCUAGCAAAAGCCAGGGAGUCUCGCUGACGGUGGUCAAUCCCCGCGCGGAGAAGGCCCCAAGGAGACUCGAUGCUAUUGCACGAGGUAUACCCUCGGAUAUGGAACGUCUAAAUUUGGAAGCCGUUCGGUCACAGCUACCGACAACGCUCCCUGUCUCCUUUCAGCAAACUCUUCAAGUAUCGAGAGAUGAGAGUACAACUUCAGCCACAGUCGUAGAAGAAACUGAUUCAGGCCCCUCGACAACCGAUUAUACGGCGAGAACGAGGCUUCCAAACCACCGACCAUUCGAGAGAAUAUCCACCUUCACAGAAGAGGAGCAGAUAAUAAUUGGAAGAGCCCCGAAGAAAGAGGUAUCGGCGAAGACUCAGGGCCAUUUUACGGAACCUGCAGCGCGGACGCAGAUUUCCACAGUCAAAAGCCAAAGUGAGCUCUCACCCACGCAAAUACCCGUCAGUCAACGAAAGCCAAGAUACGGAGGAACGCCCUUCAGGAAAGAAACGGAGCGAUAUGAGCAAUUAUUGCGAGAGACGCGGGCUGAAGAGGUGGUGGACCCUAAGCCAGAAGGAAUUCCGGUACGAAGUAGCCCGAACCUGCAGUCAUCCGAUGGGAAGCUUUCGGAGGACGACUUGACAGAGCUUGCAUCACAGCUAGUUCAGUUUCCCUUCCUCCUUCGCAUUAUGCUGUGGGUCAUUUCUAUGAUGAGUUCGACCUCGAACAAGCCCCCGAGAAAGACACUGAAAAGUGAAUGA
This is a messenger RNA of Penicillium brasilianum, 1617 nucleotides long. The record is from the annotation of a GenBank genome assembly. Lineage: Eukaryota; Fungi; Ascomycota; Eurotiomycetes; Eurotiales; Aspergillaceae.